Messenger RNA from Procambarus clarkii (red swamp crayfish), 2650 nucleotides. Its product is annotated as WD repeat-containing protein 76. Gene Ontology annotation, biological process: regulation of DNA damage checkpoint. Gene Ontology annotation, molecular function: protein binding; DNA binding. The record is from RefSeq and is a predicted model, not a curated record. Lineage: Eukaryota; Metazoa; Arthropoda; Malacostraca; Decapoda; Cambaridae. Gene Ontology annotation, cellular component: nucleus.
UAGACUCCCUUUGCGCGCCAAAAUCAUGACAACAAUAACAAGAGUUACGUCACUAGACAGGUUGCUGCUCGACUCUUCUCAUCACUAUUCUCAGCUUGACACCAUUCGACGUUGCUCGCUUACCACUUUCAGAGCUGCAGUGAUCUCCAGAAUGUCAAGGGCUGGGAAAAAAUGCAGAUGUGUUAAGCAGGAGAAUAUUUUGAAGUACACGGUGCCCAUAAGUGACAAACUUUCAACACAGAGAAGUCCUAAAGUUCUUGAGGACAUUACAGAUGAACAGCUCCAAAACAAAAAGGAGAACAUCUUGAAGUACAUGGUACCCACAAGAGGCACCACACUGGGACAGGAGGUUUGCAAAGUUUAUGAGGAUAUUACAGAUAAACAGUUCCAAAGCAGAAAGAAUCCUAUGCUUGCCGGUGAUGAGGAUGAACCACUGAAGAAGAAAAUGAGGAAUGGCCAAAAUGGAGAAAUUGAACGAUGUGUGAUGAGAGGAGAAAGAGAAACUAGCAGUAGGUCAACAUCAAUGGAAGCAAAAAUCAAAAUUGAAAAAUUAAUGAAUGAUGAGAAUGAAGAAACGAAUGAUGAGAAUGAAGAAACGAAUGAUGAGAAUGAAGAAACAAAUGUUGAUUAUGAAGAAACGAAUGAUGAGAAUGAAGAAAGGGAAGACUCAAAAGAGAAGGCACUACUGGAUCUGCCACAACUCACAAGUCUCUCGGAGUACGAGCUCAUGAUUCAACGAAACAUUGCUGAAAAGCAGAGGUUUUUUGAGUCCCUAAAAAUUCAAGAGGUGAAAGAUGAAUUAAAUAAGGCGAUAUCCCAGCCAGCUAAGAAGCCGUCAUAUAAAGGAAUAGCUAAAGCACAGGAAUCUCGUGAACCAGUGGUGACGCGCAAAAGUUUAAGGCAGCAGAACAAAUCACCAGAUGGGUUGCAACUUCCAGAUAAACUAGUGGAGGAUGAUGUUAUUGAAGGUCCUUUUCGGCCCCCACCUGGUCCUGCACCCUUGAUAGAUUAUUACACGUCCCAAAACACAAAGGAGUGGAACGUGUUCUUGAAAGAUUUGCAAAAAAUGUCAUUAGAUGGAGGGGGAGAAUCCGUUUGGUCUGGCAGUGUUGCAAGUGUGCUGCAGACAAUGAAAAAGAUGAACAUCACGGAGGACCGUGUUGCCAAGGUGGUACCCAAUCGGGUUUGUUCUGCACAGAUCCACCCAGCUCGAGACAAGACUCUUGUACUUGCUGGUAGUAAAUGCGGUGAAUUGGGAAUCUGGGAUGUUGAACGCAAGGAUAAAACCUCUGGUGCAUAUUACUUCACUCCUCACUCUCGGCCUAUCAAUUGCAUUACCGUUGAUGCUUGGAAUCCCGAAUGUAUAUACACGACAAGUUAUGACGGCUCGCUCAGAAGAACAAACUUAACAGCGGGAUUGGUAGAACAGGUAUAUUGCUAUGUUGAUGAAGAGUGUUAUAGCAGAUACAUCUCGUGCCAUGCACACGUUGACAAGAACAACAUAUUGGUUGGUGCCAGUCAUGGGCAAGUAAUGCACAUUGAUUUGCGAACCAGGACAAAGUCACCAAGAGAGUACUUGGUGCACAAGUUAAAGAGCGUCAAAGCAGUAACUGUGCAUCCAACCUGUAACCAGUACUUUGCUACUGCCUCUAGAGACGGAAAUGUUUGCUUAUGGGACGUACGGCAUCACCGAAAAAAUUUACCAGUAACAUCGUGCAGCCACGGAAGAAACAUCACUGGCUUAGAAUUUUCUCCAUUGACCGGGAACUCCUUGAUUUCUACAUGUAUGGAUGACAACUUAAGAUUCAUAUCCUGUGAUUUAACUAACUUAGUGGUUGAGCAGAAAAUCAGACACAACAACCAAACUGGCAGAUGGCUGACAACUUUUAAGGCUCGUUAUGUUCCCUUCCGUGAAGACUUGGUGGUAGUCGGCUCACUUCUCCAGCCACGACGGGUGGAAGUCUGGGGUUGCGAUGGUCAGCUGAAGUAUGAGUUUAUGGGUGAAUUCUUUGGAUCAGUUGCCAGCAUCGUUGCACUUCAUCCCACACAACCAAUCUUGGCAGGUUGCAACUCGUCAGGGAAAGUUCAUGUCUUUAAGGUCUGUGGUCAAUGUGGUUGGGCACCGUACCUGCACCCUGUCGUCCUAUCCCUUAUCCAUGUAUGCCUUCUAUCCCUGUCACUUUACGAUUAAAAAACUAAAACAAUAAUUUGGUUUAAAUCUAAACUUUUUAAUGGUUUUGUUUAUAUAAAUACAUUUUACAAUUUAGCUACAGAAUGUAAUAAGUUGAUUUGAAUUCAAUUUGCUCUUUACGUGUUGUAUAUCGGCGAAUACCAAGAUAAAUUAUAAAUGACAUUCAUUUUCUUUUAACGUAUUUAUCUGGUUUCGUCUGUAUAGACAUUAUUUUAUUUAUAUAUAUAUUUUUUUUUGUACAUUAUUAAAUUUUGCAGUUACACGCACACAAAAAGUAUAGAUUAUAUUAAAAGCCAAAUGUAAAAUAUUCAGCUUUAUAAAAAAAAUCUUGGAUUGAAGUUAUGAAGAUGAAGGUACAUUAGUGGCUUUAUAAAAUACUGUACACAGUAGUCUGAUCCAUUGUGUUCAGUAUCUUACAAAUAAAAUAUUUUUGUUAUCUAAUAAAAUGAUAAACCUUGA